UCCCCUUUUUUAAAACAUUGUUUUUACUUUUUAUCUACUUGAUACUAACACUGUUUUAUGGAUGACUUCUUUCUCAAGCCGCCCGUCGCCCCCCACUUCUCCUGUAGUGGGGAGGGCUCCAGUCCGCCCUCCUAUGAGAAUGUGCGGCACAAGUGGCACCCAGAGGUGUGCCUCCACUGCCCCGAUGUGCCCAUCCUCCUGGUGGGCACCAAGAAGGACCUGAGAGCCCAGCCUGACACCGUGCGGCGCCUCAAGGAGCAGGGCCAGGCGCUGGCCAAGCAGAUCCAUGCUGUGCGCUACCUCGAGUGCUCGGCCCUGCAGCAGGAUGGCGUCAAGGAAGUAUUCGCUGUCCGGGCUGUGCUCAAUCCCACACUGGUCAAGCGUGGGCGGUCCUGCGUCCUCUUGUGACCUUGGCACUCAGCUUAGAGGCUGCCCCUGCCCCCCACUAGUUGUGCCUUGGCGCCUUGUCUGCCCCCAGCUGUGCCUUAAGGACUAAUUCUGGCACCCCUUGCCAGGGGGCUCCCUGAAUGCCUGUUUCUCCGUAAGGAGGCCCACAGGGAAAAGGGCUGUGGGCCCUGCCCCAUUCUGCUUGGGAAUACCAGGUAUUCUUGAGAGCUCACCCAGGCCAAGGUUGGAUCCCUCCCCAAGAAGCCAACCCAGUGCCCCCUCCCCAUUUUCCCCUACUGACCAGUUGAUCCAGCUUUCUACACAGAUGUUGCUGCCUUCCCUCAGGUUAGGGACUCUCAGCUGUCCCUAACCUCUCCCUCACUGCUCUUCGAAUUGCUCCCCCCUCAAGAUGUUCUUUCCCUGUC
This is a messenger RNA of Rhinolophus ferrumequinum (greater horseshoe bat), 812 nucleotides long. RefSeq names its product rho-related GTP-binding protein RhoG-like. The record is from RefSeq and is a predicted model, not a curated record. Lineage: Eukaryota; Metazoa; Chordata; Mammalia; Chiroptera; Rhinolophidae. Gene Ontology annotation, biological process: cortical cytoskeleton organization; regulation of actin cytoskeleton organization; actin filament organization. The coding region runs from base 58 to 408 and encodes 116 amino acids. Gene Ontology annotation, molecular function: protein kinase binding; GTP binding; GTPase activity. The transcript has a single exon. Gene Ontology annotation, cellular component: plasma membrane; cell projection; cytoplasmic vesicle.